UCCAAUGAGACCACGUUUGUCAACAUCGCCUGUCCAUCUACCAUCUCGAGAUACUUCCACCAAUUGGUCAACAUCGUGGUUGCUGCCAUCAAUACUUUGUCACCAGCCAUGCCGGUAGUGGAUUUCUGGCCUCCCAACCUGUCCACCACGAGCAUGAAGUUCAAUUUUCUAUCAGUCAACGCGGCAGUAGUCGCGGCGAUCUGUAGCAUCAUCAAACAACGACACACAGAACAGACGAAUGUUGUUGUUUAUGCAUCGCCGCCUCAACAAUUCAUGAGGCCACCGUCUGUGGCCGCCCUAAUUGACCACAAUCGCUGCGCUCACCUCCCUACCUUCCGCGCUCCCUCCCUCCCUCCCUCCAUCGCUCGCUCAUGCCUAAUUCAUGACGGCGCUCAGUGCACCUGUGUGAUAAACCUCCACACAAUCGUCGCACACGGCAGAUUUUCCUGGGUCUCUAUCUAUUGCUGUCGUCGUCGACUUAUCGUCUCCACUUUUGUCGGUUUGCGCAGAACACCGUGA
Molecule: messenger RNA, 519 nt
Organism: Mesocestoides corti
Lineage: Eukaryota; Metazoa; Platyhelminthes; Cestoda; Cyclophyllidea; Mesocestoididae
Source: the annotation of a GenBank genome assembly